CACAGGCAUUCUGAGACUUCUGCUUUGUGGGUGUCAACUUCAUUUUUUUUUCUCUAAAAUGGUUCCUCAAAUCACAUAAACAUAACAAUGCAAAGAAGAAAAGAAAUAGAGGCGUAUCAACAUGUGACAGAAACUAGGGAGGCGUAACUGACAGCCAGAGACGUGCACAGACAUGGUGAAGUCUGAGCAUGCAGAUAAGCUGUGUUUUGCCCACGCCCAAGUCAGACACCAAACAGCUUUGGAAGGCUACAGAACACUGGAUCUCAGAGCAACUGGCUUCAAAAAAUCUUCACAAUGUUCCUUGCUAAAGCUUUGCUGAGCGGAGGAAGUGGUAGCAGUCGUGGAGGAAACCUUGCACGUGGCCUUGGAGGGCUCCUAACAGGAGGUGGAGGUGGAGGGAAUAUUGGAGGACUUGUUGGAGGUCUCGUCAACCUUAUAAGUGAAGCGGCAGCUCAGUAUAAUCCAGAACCACCUCCACCUCCUCGCAAUCAUUUUACAAAUGUGGAAGCUCAGGAGAGUGACGAGGUCAGACAAUUUCGUCGCCUGUUUGCCCAGCUGGCUGGAGAUGAUAUGGAAGUGUGUGCCACAGAGCUGAGGGACAUCCUGAACAAGGUCCUUUCCAGACACCAAGACUUGAAGACAGAUGGCUUCAGCCUGGACACCUGCCGUAGCAUGGUGGCCGUCAUGGACAGCGAUGCGAGCGGCAAACUGGGCUUUGAGGAGUUCAAGUAUCUGUGGAACAACGUCAAGAAGUGGCAGUGUGUGUACAAGCAGUACGAUACUGAUCGGUCGGGCACUGUUGGCAGAGCCCAGCUGCCAAGCGCCCUGAAGGCUGCGGGGUUCCACCUGAGCGAGCAGCUGUGCCAGGUGAUCGUGCGCAGAUACGCCGCCGACGACGGCAGCAUGGAUUUCAACAGCUUCAUCAGCUGCCUGGUGCGGCUGGACGGCAUGUUCAGGGCCUUCAGGGCCCUGGACACAGAUGGAAGCGGCCGCGUCAGAGUGACCAUUGAGGACUGGCUGCAGCUGACCAUGUACUCGUGAGGGUGUGGCAGAGAGGCAGCUUUGUGUGGAGGAGUCACAGGGAGCACUACAAUCCUCUGCUAUACAACUGUAGUCUUUGUCUUUAGUCUUCCUACAGAUCUAGCUAGCGAUAGAUGGCUCAGCUUCAAGUGUGGUGAUUCCUCUUGUGCAUGGAAUCUGCUUUUCUGAGGGGUUUGUGUAGGUUGUUGAUUGGGCAGUUGCAUAAGUCUGUCUUCAGAAAAUUCUAGACUAUAAGGGAAUAUAUUGGAAAGAUCAAAGCUUUGUUACUUUUUCAUGUAAAGUGGCUUGUAUACGAGUAUAAUUAUUAUAUAAAAAACCUAGUUUGGUGUUGAUGUUGCUGUUCUGAUUUGUCAGCAGUCACUAAGCUGGAAUAAAGGCUGUUUGCCUGAAGGCAGUCACUGGUAGAGUCUGGUGCAGUUAUUUCUAGCAAGGGGAAAAACAUCAGAGUUGCAAUAACUGUAAUGAUCAGUGAACUUACAUAAUCAAUUUCCUUUCUACUUGCAUUUUUUCAUGCUUGGCUGUUGAAGCAAAACGUCAGUGCUACUGUCAGUUCUAUCUGGUGGCCAGGACAAAAUUGAAGACUUACAGGAGCCUACUUUUAUAAUGAUCACCUCCAUCCUACAGUUCUAUGAACUAGACUUUUCUCUCUUUCCUUCAAGCCUAAACAUAGUUAUAAAGCAAACAACUUAAAAUACUACAUUUAUAUUUAGAGAAACUUGAAAUAAUUGUGCAGUCACAUAGCAGACAGACAGCCAAAGUCAACCUCCAGCUAUCUGAGUGAAAUUUCAUCAGAGUGCAGCAUCCCACUCAAGGUAGUUACGCAGUUCUGGCUAAGAUGUCAACUUCUCAGUGAAAAAAAAAAACAAAAAAAAGGAAUAAUAUUAACUGUUAAAUGUACAUUUCUUUGAAUUAAGGAUUCCAUUGUUGAUCAAAAGAGCUCAAGGCAGAUUUCUUGGCAAGGCUUUGCUGCUUUAAACGAAAAUUGUCUUGGGUGUGUGCGAGCUGGCUGGAACGUGAAAAGAUGAGUUAAAUAGGCAGCCUGGCACUAGAGGCAGUCUCCAGAUGUGAGAGUCCUCACACCCCUGCCCUUCCCCAGGGACAUAGCAGUGACUCAUUGAGAAAUACCACGCAAUACCUGCAAGCCAUCUGCAUGUUAAUGGGGUGCUGUGGUGUGGUUUGGUCUGUAAAUUUCCAUAGCUUUGAUUUCUAAAUCUUGCACUUACACUUGGCAAAGAGUAUUUUUCAAACUGAUGAGAUACCCUCCCUUGUAUAAUUGCAGAAAACUUUUACUUGAAAUGAAACUAACUUUACAGUUUGUGCCCAGACUUUUUUCCUUCUGCACUUUGUUAAAUAGCAAACAGAAAAAUACUCAUAUUGUCCCAGAGAAAAGAGGCCAGUUCCUCUCUAAUGGUAUUCAGCCUCCUCCCAGUUCUUCAGUGGAAAGCACUCAGUUGUCCAUUGUGCCACAUAGUGCCAAUUUGGGCUCUGAGUAAUAGAAAAGUGAGCAGGAGAUAAAGUGUGGCUUAAACAGCAGGACAGUGCAUUGGCUUCCAAAUACCUUGUAGGGCAGUGCAUAGGCUUCAAAGGAAGCUUAAGAUAAACCAGGUAGAUUUGGUUCUCCUUUCACUGCCAUAUAUUUUAUUGCUGAAGGUUCAAACUCAAAGCAACAGCCUCGCUCUUGGCCUGUUGAUUCUGGAUUGUUGCAUUGGUCUCUGAACCUCAGCAAGUGCCAGUGCUGCCUGCACUGCAACAGUUACCUCAAACACUGGAUUCCAGUUAUUCUCAGAGCCUUCCUGAAGGCCAUGUACUAGAGAAAAUCUUUGUUUUCAAUCUUUUUUGUUUGUGUUUUGUUUGUUCAUAAAAUAGAAAUCUAUACCCAGUUUGUAGCUACUGGAAACAUGUAUUGUUAUUCCUGCCUUAGUCUCACGGAUUUAGUGAGCUCUUAGGUUUUUUCCCAGGAAGAACAAAAACCUCUAGUAUUGUAAACUGUCUUAGUGCAUGUGUUGUGUUUGAUUUACAGAAGAGCUUUUAAAGUGAUUUGCAGUAUUAGCUAUAACUACUGCCAUGCA
Prinia subflava (tawny-flanked prinia) is the source of this 3110-nucleotide messenger RNA. RefSeq names its product calpain small subunit 2 (gene CAPNS2). Gene Ontology annotation, molecular function: calcium ion binding. Gene Ontology annotation, cellular component: calpain complex. Lineage: Eukaryota; Metazoa; Chordata; Aves; Passeriformes; Cisticolidae. The coding region runs from base 295 to 1041 and encodes 248 amino acids. The transcript has a single exon. The record is from RefSeq and is a predicted model, not a curated record.